Angiostrongylus costaricensis is the source of this 606-nucleotide messenger RNA. NCBI's taxonomy places the organism in Eukaryota, Metazoa, Nematoda, Chromadorea, Rhabditida, Metastrongylidae. The record is from the annotation of a GenBank genome assembly.
AUGAAAUUAGUCUUUGACGGAGAGCACCAGAAUUUUUAUCCGUUUCCACCUGAAAAGCAGCCAGUUGAAGUUCAAAUCAACUCGUCUAUCGCUGACGCAACUCGAGCCUAUACACUCCAAGUUAGUCAACCCAGCGUUGUGGUAUCCGUUGGAAUCGGAGCGGAUGUUCAAGUAGAAGAGAAACUCAAAGAACUGCUACCAGAGGGUUCUGAAUUUUUCGGAGCCGAUCCUGUCAGGGUUCCCAAUGAAGCACUCUACAGCAAAGUGGGAACGUUCUUCCCGUACGCCAUCAGUGUUCACAGUGGUUUUCACCCAUCGCAGAUUCGCCUCGAUGACGGCCUAUACAGGUCGACGGUCGUGGAAAAUGUAGAUAUGCUGACGUUUCUAGUGGAAAUAGUUCAACGUGAAUUUGUCGACCAUAUGAUUAUGGACAACGAAGGACCCGAGUAUGAUAUCGUACCGAUGAUGGCCGUAGAUAAUUUGUUUCCCGACAACAAUAUCGUCGUGUGUCAUAUGAAUGUUGAGCCACAAGGAAGGGUGGCAGCCGGUGCACCAGAAGCCUCUUUAGCAGAGCUACCACCGGAUUUCAGGGAAAAUCACUCCUGA